Molecule: messenger RNA, 5666 nt
Organism: Brachypodium distachyon (stiff brome)
Lineage: Eukaryota; Viridiplantae; Streptophyta; Magnoliopsida; Poales; Poaceae
Product: putative 1-phosphatidylinositol-3-phosphate 5-kinase FAB1C
Exons: 12
Coding region: 503-5290 (1595 amino acids)
Biological process (GO): phosphatidylinositol phosphate biosynthetic process
Cellular component (GO): endosome membrane
Molecular function (GO): ATP binding; 1-phosphatidylinositol-3-phosphate 5-kinase activity
Source: RefSeq, a predicted model, not a curated record
ACCUCUCCUCUCCUCUUUUCUUUCUUGCAGCCAUUGCCAAAAGCUUUCCUCUCCCGCCUCCUACUCCUCCCCCCAAGCUCCAGACUCAUCUCCGGCCAUGCUCUCCUCCCUCCCAGUCGCUACCCCAUUCACCGACGCCGCGGGAAGAACUGCCCUGGCGCGCUCGUAGCGCAGCCGCACGACGGCCGGCCGGCGACCCGACCUAUGCUCCCUGACCAGUCGGGCAUUGGCUGACCCCCAAAUGCCUCACACUAACUAGCCACCUCUUGUACAUAAACACUACCGAGAAGUUGAAGAAGAAGGAGGAGGAGGAUUCCCCCGCACGUUUUACGAAUCGGGCCGCCACCGCCGCUGCUGCCUUCCCGUCGCCGGAGAGGAAUUUUUUAGCCUCGGCGCACGCGAAGGCGUGGAGCUUUUCUGUUAUCUCUUUUUUAGGAUUUGUUUAGGGUGGUCUUUUUUUUCGGAGUAGAUUUCGCGGUUCGGUUUCCUGCGGCUGCUGGCGAUGGGAGUGGUGGAGUUCUCUGUGCUGGGGGCGGUGCAGAAGUUUAGAUCCCUUCUCACCGGCUCCGCGCCCGCCGCCGAGGACGAAGCCCGCCGGUUGAGUGCGCCACCGUUGCCCUCGACGCCGUCGCCCAGCGGCAGCGUAUCCCCGGUGGAUUCGCCGCCGCCCGCCGCGAGAUCCGGAGGCAGGCGUGCCAUUGCCCUCCGCCGCCAGAUCUCCUCGCCACAGCUUCUCCGCUGUCACGCAGUCAGGCGAGCAGAUGACGAACCUGGGGUUCAGUUUUUCACCCCAGGGAAUGACUACUUACAUGACUUCUCAGACACCGAAGUUGUUAGUGUUAGCACCCCUAACGAGCUCAACCGGUCUGUAACCCUAAGCCCCUUUCAGAGCCCGACUUGCAUGGUUUGGCAGAAUGACGGCACACAAACAUCCAGGAGAAACGGCCGUUUCAGCCUGGAUUCUCUUGAUCAUGGUACUACGCUAAAUGGUAGGAUCAAUGGCAGGAGUGGGGAAGGUGAUAUGACUGUAAAUCCGGUUGAUUUUGAUGCCAAUAUUUGGUGCCCACCGUUACCGGAAGAUGAGGGUGAUGACGCUGAAUCGAAAUUAUUUGGAUUCGACGAUGAGGAUGACGAGCUUGAGGAGUCAAGCAAUCUUCUUGCUAUUGGCUGCUUUAGUACUGACAAAAUAGCUGGUGUUGACGCGGUCACAGGUAUAGCCCAUAAAGAGGAGGUGAGGAAUGCUGUACUUGGCCAUUUCCGUGCUCUUGUGGCUCAAUUACUGAAUGGAGAAGGUAUCAGUGUUGGAGAUGAUGAUGGAUGCAUAAGUUGGCUUGAGAUAGUGUCCUCCUUAUCCUGGCAAGCUGCUAGCUAUGUGAGACCAAAUACCACAAAAGGUGGCAGCAUGGAUCCUACCGAUUAUGUUAAAGUCAAAUGUAUAGCAUCAGGGGAUCCGAUUGAUAGCAAUCUUGUUAGAGGAGUCGUUUGUUCAAAAAAUGUAAAACACAAACGCAUGAUCUCUGAGCAUAGGAAUGCGAAAUUGCUCAUUUUAGGAGGGUCACUUGAGUAUCAGAAGGUUGCUAAUAAACUAGCAUCUAUUGACACUAUACUUGAACAGGAGAAGGAGCACCUGAGAAUGAUUGUUGGAAAGAUAGAGUCCCGGCGACCAAAUGUGUUGCUAGUUGAGAAAAGUGUCUCAUCUUAUGCCCAGGAGCUCUUGGCAAAAGGAAUUUCAUUAGUUCUCAAUGUUAAGAGGCCGCUUUUGGAGAGGAUAUCGAGAUGCACAGGAGCACAGAUUGCCUCAUCAGUUGAAAAUAUUGCUUCAGCAAGGCUAGGACAGUGCGAAAUGUUCAAGGUGCAGAAAGUUCUGGAAUUUCCAUCAGGAAGACAGACUCACAGGGGAUCAACAAAGACACUGAUGUUCUUUCAAGGCUGUCCUAAGCGUUUGGGCUGCACAGUUUUACUAAGAGGCUCCUGUCGGGAGGAACUAAAGAAAAUUAAGCGUGCAGUACAACUUGCAGUCUUUGCUGCUUAUCACCUCUCUCUUGAAACAUCAUUCUUUGCUGAUGAAGGUGCGACUCUUCCUAAAGUUCCUUCAAGGCCUGUGAUAGCGGUUCCAGAUAUGCAAAGUGUCAGGAGCCAUUUUUCUGGAUCUGCUGGUGUUAUUGUGACCCAGAAUAAACUUAAAGAAGUACGAGGUGAUGAUUCACGAACUCCUACAGUCAACAGUACAUUGGAGGAAAUUUCUGUAUCACCUAGUUCAUUAUCUUUGAAUGAGGAAGGCGAAGGUGUCCUUUUUGAGCACAGGGAAUCUGACUCUCCUGUUGACCAUAUGGAUUCCCAUGAUCAUUACUUAUCCCAUGCAAUUGAUUCGUGUAAUGGGCGUAAAAUAUCGUCAUGUUUCUUGGAUCAUGAUUCAGGAACUCCAGGGAAGAAAUGUCAAGAAGUAGACCAUUCGAAUCAGAAGCCACACUAUGGCUGUCAUUCAGGAGAGCUGGAAGACCAGAUUGAUUUUUCUGGUGAAUAUUUUCCUACUACUGAGAACAAUCAGAGCAUCUUAGUUGCCCUGUCAAGCACUUGUAUCCCCAAAAGCUUGGUAUGCGAGCGUUCCCAGCUCUUCCGCAUUAAGUUUUACGGUAGCUUUGAUAAGCCACUUGGGAGAUACCUCCGGGAAGACUUAUUUGACCAGGCAUAUUGCUGUCCAUCCUGUAAAGAACCAUCAGAAUCACAUCUAAGGUGCUAUAUUCAUCAGCAUGGGAGCUUAACAAUCAGUGUUAGGCGUCUUCUGUCUCAGAAGUUGCCAGGUGAGCGUGAUGGGAGGAUAUGGAUGUGGCAUAGAUGCCUCAAGUGUGAACCUAAGAACGGUGUACCACCUGCUACACGGAGGGUAAUUCUGUCAGAUGCUGCUUGGGGCCUGUCAUUUGGGAAGUUCCUGGAGCUAAGCUUUUCAAAUCAUGCUACUGCUAACCGAUUUGCAAGCUGUGGGCAUUCUCUCCAGAGGGACUGUCUUCGUUUCUAUGGGUACGCAAACAUGGUGGCCUUCUUCAGAUAUUCUCCUGUUGACAUUCUAUCAGUUAACCUUCCCCCCUCAUUAUUGUGUUUCAACUAUCGCAAUCAACAAGACUGGACUAAAACGGUGGCUGUUGAGAUAUUUGGCAAAAUGAAAUCCUUACAUUGGGAGGUAUCUGAUUUUCUCCAUCGUACUGAAAAGAGUAUUUUAAUCGAGGAUGAACCGAUCAAGACAGGUAUCCAAAGGCAGAUAAUUGAGCUGAAGGAUUUGCUUAACAUGGAAAGAAAUGAAUAUGAGAUUUUGCUGUUGCCAGUCAUUAGUGAUAGUAAUCACUACAUGCAGGCAUCAAUUGAUAUUCUUGAGCUCAACCGCCUGAGGCGUGGUCUUAUUCUUGAUGCGUACCUCUGGGAUCGCAGGCUAUGUUACAUAGAUUCACUUCUUGAAACAAAUGGUCAUGUUUCAAAGACCAAUCCUUCUGAAAUUCUCUUAGACAUCAGACUGAAGGAGCGGAAAGCCGAUUCACUUCAGGUGGAUACAAAUACUGGAAAACCAACAGGUUUGUUGCACUCACCAGGAAGUCCAAGGAAAUCUUUGUUGUCCAGAGAGGUCUGCUUAAAUGAUAACGAGUACAACAUGGCUGAGGAAAAAUUACAGAUUGAUCUGGUGGAUCAUCCUGCCUGCGAGAUAGAAGAUAUUGACAAGGUUUUCAGCAGAUUCAAUGAAGAGAAAGAACAGCUAACUACUAAAGCUGCCAUUGGUAUGGAACCUAUUGAGAGGUUACCCUCACUCGCAUCUAUUUUUUCUGAUAAGAUUGAUUUUGCAUGGACUGGAUCCAGUGAGUUGCAGUAUGAUCUUCCAGAAGGUUUCACCAAACUCGAUGAAAAUAGAUCCUUUAGUUUGUUGGAUAAUUCAAGUUACAGGAAUGCACCUGUUAGAAUUCACUCAUUUGAUUCUACUCUGCGAUCCCGUCAGCGAGAACGCACUGGAUUAGCCCCUACUUCAUUGCAUCUGCCAUCAUCCAGAUCUGCUGAGUAUUUUGGGGGUUCAACAAGCAUCUCGAAAGAUCCAAUGCAGAACAUAAGGAGGGCUUGUUCUCAAAGGUCCCCUGGGGCCAUAGAGAAAUUAAAUGUUAUUUUUACUCGUGCACCCACUCAUAUCUCAUCUGCUUCACAUAUGGUUGAUGAUGGGGCAAGGCUGUUGUUGCCCCCGAUUGGCAGUGAAGAUGCCGUAGUUGCAGUCUAUGAUGAUGAACCCACUAGUAUUGUGGCAUACGCCAUGACUUCACAAGAAUAUGUGCAGCAAGUAUCGCGGAAACUAAAUUCAACUUCGAGUUUUUCUCAUGUUCCAAAUGCCACUGAGGCCAGCCAUGGACUUGAGGGGGCCUUUCCCUCACAAGAAGACAAUCUGGAUUCUAAGGGAACUCAUUUUAAGUUUUCUUUUGACGAUGAUACACCUCUUUCUCCAGAUAAGGCGAAGUUCUCUGUGAUUUGUUAUUUUGCAAAGCAUUUUGCUAUGCUAAGAAAGAAAUGCUGUCCAAAGGAUAUUGACUACAUCCGUUCACUAAGUCGUUGCAAGAGAUGGAGUGCACAAGGUGGAAAAAGCAAUGUUUACUUUGCAAGGACACUGGAUGAGAGGUUCAUAAUCAAACAAGUCACCAAGACAGAGCUGGAUUCUUUUGUAGAAUUUGCUCCUCAGUACUUUAAGUAUUUGAUGGAAUCCUUGACCUCUGGUAGCCCAACUUGCUUGGCAAAAAUAAUAGGAUUAUACCAGGUUAGUGUGAAGGGCUUGAAAGGUGGGAGAGAAGUAAAGAUGGAUCUGAUGGUGAUGGAAAAUCUUUUCUUUGAAAGGAAGAUACCUAGGGUGUAUGAUCUAAAGGGUUCAUUACGCUCUCGCUACACAUCCGGUGAUAGUAAAGUCUUAUUAGAUUCAAACCUCAUAGAGGCAUUGCAUACAAAGCCUAUAUUUUUGGGGAGCCAUGCCAAACGAAGAUUGGAAAGAGCCGUCUGGAAUGAUACUUCGUUUCUCGCGUCAGCAGAUGUCAUGGACUACUCACUUCUUGUUGGAAUCGACGAGGAAAAGAAAGAACUUGUUAUUGGCAUCAUCGACUACUUGCGCCAGUACACCUGGGACAAACAACUGGAGACCUGGGUGAAGGCCUCAGGUAUCCUAGGCGGGCCCAAGAACGAAGCACCUACCAUCAUAUCUCCGAUGCAAUACAAGAAGAGGUUCAGGAAAGCCAUGUCCAAGUACUUCCUCACUGUCCCUGACAAAUGGUCCUCUUAACAACUAACUGAGUAACCAGAUGGUUUUAGAAGCAUCAUUACUUUAGCAAAAGUUGCGUAGGCUGUGCCGAGGCGUAUUGUGUGCCUAUUUGCGAGAAGAUUAGCUGAUUCAUUUUGCACCCAGUUGUAUUGUGCUGUAGACAUAGGGUAGGAUCAUCCUCUAUCUGGAUCCCAAGCAUGGCCAUUGCAGUGUCCAGAUACAGAUAAAGAGGCUUGAUCGUUGUGUGUCAAUUGUGACCAGCAUAGUAAAAUGAAAACAUUGCCAGCAAAGUUCAGGGUAAAUGCAUGUACCAGUAAUAUACAGAGUACAAACAGACAGAGUUCGUGGUCCAGCAGAACUCUUGCAUACUGGUUUAAAUUGGUGCCUGUAACCUGUC